UCUCAAAAACAAACAAAACAAAAGAAAAGCAAGAGGAGGCAAGGAGCGGGGUGGGUAGGGGAACCCCUUAGUUCCUGGUUUGCAAGAGCAGUGGGUGCAGGGAGUGGGGUCUGAGUAUGUAGUGGGGAAGAACCCGGUCUCCUGUGGGGGAUGCAGUCCCCCUGCACUUUCUGGCUUUGGCAUCUGCCAGGCCCUUUUGGCAUCUGCGAGUCCCAGGCCUGAGGUGUGGGGCAGGAGGAGGGAGGCUGAGAUGGAGGAGGGAGGGUCGCCCAGGGCUGGAUGAAAGCCGCAGGGAAAUGCACACCAGAUGAGGUGGGCUCCACAAGGAGGGGGGCAGUCCUCAGAGCAACUUGUCAGAUGUUUGUCACACGGGGGUCCAGUCCUGCUCCUCUCCCUCCUCCCCCGUCUCUCCCACCCUCAUCCACACCUGGGCUAGGAUAGGCUUCGGAUGCCUGGGGAGGGAAAGUAAUUGAUCCCAAAGAUCUCCGAUCUCUGAGCUGGUUUGUGCAAGAGGGGGCCUCGAAAGCCCUUGCCGCCUGUCUGUGUUCCCACUCCCCUUCCACGGCAGGGGGUCCGGGAACCCCAUCCCCCUACGGAGCUCCCUCUGACUCUUUGGAGAGAAGGCCUGGCAGGGUGAACUUUCCUGUUUUGGUGCUGGUCCCUCCAGCAGGCAGGAAGAGGAGGAUAUUCAGAGUCACUGGUGUGCCAUCUGGGAAAGGAAAGGGGUGGGCUCCUGGUCUCGCUUGGUGCCUGGGGUCAGUAUGCCCGAGACGGGAGGGAAGGGCCUGGGGCUUCCUUCCUGGCCGAGGGGAAAAGCAGGCAGUGACUUCUCAUGAGGCCUGGGGUCUUUCCCCUCCCAGCACUGGCCUGGUUUCUCUCUAUGGGCAUCGUCAGCGAGGUCCCGUGGUGGGGGGUGGUGCCUCCCCUUCUUGACCUCUCUCAGGGACGGGGGUGCCCCUGAGCUGCCAGGCCUCAGACCUUGGUACCGCCACCACCCAAGGCCUCUGUGUUUGUCCCUGGGACGCUGGGUGCGGCUCCCACGCGGGUUCCAGCUGCAGGAGGUGGGGCGGGGAGUGCAGGGGCUCUGGGACUGACACCACCCUUCCAGGUGGGCUGGAAGGAGGCAGCCCUCCAGGGUGGGAAGAGGGAGGGCUGAGCCCCACGCUCAUCCCCAGCACCCCUGCCCCUCCCAGUCUCCCUGUGGCUGCUUCUGAAGUGGCAGUGGGUGGGUGGAGGGAGUCCCAGCUCCCUCUGUCACCAAGACGGAGGAGGACUUGUCCGGUAUCGUCUGUAGGCCAGCUCUGCCCAGGGCCUGGUUCUGCGGGGUGGGAAGGCUCCCGUGCCGCCCACCCCUACUCUGCACCGCUCAUGGUGGGUGUUGUGGGGGAAGCCUGGAUUCUCUCCCGCUGCCUCACACAUCCUCCCUCCCACCUCCAGCGCUCUCCACCGAGCACCCCACUGCAGGGGUCUGUGCAGCUGCCUCUGGCCCAGCCUGCGUUUCCCUGGGGGUCUGAGCAGGAAAAGGGGACUCAGAACCUGCCUCCCAAGGGCUCAAGUCUGGGGCGGUCACUCCUGGCAGGUCAGCCUCCUGGCAGGGGCCGGUCCUGGGGCUGUCAGCAGGGGUGGGGGAAGCCCCCUCAGAGGGCAGGAGUCAGGGCUGGGCGUGACUGGCAAGGCAUCCCCUCCCUAACACAGUCCCUGUGUUUCUAUCGACCUAGUUCCCAGCCCUCCCCAGCUCUCCCUCCGAGCUGUUUGCUCAGCUGACCUACCACGCCCUGCCCUGCCCAACCUCACCCUGCACUACCUGGCUGGCAGGUGCUGCCCGGGGCACUGCUGGGGGUGCCUGGGCCUGCCCGGGCUGGGCACCCAGAAUGGGCUCUCUGCCCAGGUGGGACAGUCCUGGGCUGUGGUCGGCUGAUUCCCCCGGGACCUUGGGACUGGGUCAGUGCCCUCCUCUCCUGUGUCAGAAUGAGGAGAAUCUCAGAAAGGCCCCCUCCCUGGCCUGGCACCCUGGCAACCUGCAAGAUCUAGGGGGCCACAGCGGCCCAGGGUCUUGGGAAGGAUCCUCCGGCCGGCGCCGCCACGUCUCCGACUUUCCUCACAUGUGCUGGGCUCUGCUGGAGUCUGAUGCCCCGAACCCUGGAUGGGCAGAUCACCAUGGAGAAGACCCCCAGCUACUUCGUGACGCGAGAGGCCCCCCGCCGCAUCCACGCCAUGUCCCCGGACACGAAGCUGAUCGUGGUGGUGCGGAACCCCGUGACCCGGGCCAUCUCCGACUACGCCCAGACGCUCUCCAAGACCCCGGGCCUGCCCAGCUUCCGCGCCCUGGCCUUCCGCCACGGCCUGGGCCCCGUGGACACAGCCUGGAGCGCCGUCCGCAUCGGCCUGUACGCCCAGCACCUGGACCACUGGCUGCGCUACUUCCCCCUGUCCCACUUCCUGUUCGUCAGCGGGGAGCGUCUGGUCAGCGACCCGGCCGGAGAGGUCGGCCGCGUGCAGGACUUCCUGGGCCUGAAACGGGUCGUCACGGACAAGCACUUCUACUUCAACGCCACCAAGGGCUUCCCCUGCCUCAAGAAGGCCCAGGGCGGCAGCCGUCCCCGCUGCCUGGGCAAGUCCAAGGGCCGGCCACACCCACGCGUGCCCCAGGCCCUGGUCCGGCGCCUGCAGGAGUUCUACCGGCCCUUCAACCGCAGGUUCUACCAGAUGACGGGCCAGGACUUCGGCUGGGGCUGAGCGGCACCCUGGGGAUGCUCAGCACCUUGAUUGACACCCGCUCGCCUGGCCAGAGCGGGCUGCGUGCACAUGCUGGGCAGAGAGGAAUAUUUAAGAAAUAAAGCUUGGACCCAGA
This is a messenger RNA of Homo sapiens (human), 2851 nucleotides long. RefSeq names its product heparan sulfate-glucosamine 3-sulfotransferase 6 (gene HS3ST6). Gene Ontology annotation, cellular component: Golgi membrane. Bases 2128 to 2736 code for a protein of 202 amino acids. The transcript is spliced from 2 exons. Gene Ontology annotation, molecular function: sulfotransferase activity; [heparan sulfate]-glucosamine 3-sulfotransferase activity. Lineage: Eukaryota; Metazoa; Chordata; Mammalia; Primates; Hominidae. The record is from RefSeq and is a predicted model, not a curated record. Gene Ontology annotation, biological process: heparan sulfate proteoglycan biosynthetic process.